AUGUGCGAGGGUGCGUUCGAGGGCAAACUUUCGAAAUGUGAUAAUUGUUUUAAAAAGUUUGAAUCAUGCCUGCACGGUAAGUAUUGCUUCCACACGUGCGCUGGAUACGCAGGUAUGAAUGCAAAAGAAGCCAAAGCUAUAUGCAAGCCCAGUUUAAUCUUGACUAUCACAUCGAGGAUUGAUGAAAAGAAUGUUAACGAGUUUCUCGUUGGAACGACUCUAUACAAAGAUUCGAACAUUCUGCUGAACUUGAGGAAAGUUCAUGACGUGUGGAGAUGGCAGUUAGGCGCUGGCAGCUUUUCCGUCAACUAUUCUUGCUCGUAUUUCCAAAUUGGUAAGAAGUGGGAGGCAGGACCGUGCAGAGCAAAAGUUUAUCACGUCGUCUGCAUGACUUUAAAAUGUCAGAUGGAAUGGGACGUUGACACUCCUUUGAAGUUUGAGAAUGGGAUGCUAAUGAAUGAAAUCUACGAUGUUUCAUCAUGCCAACUACUUUGUCAGUUCUUUGUUGAACGCUGCUUGGCAUACGAAUACGCGUCCAAACCGUUUUCAUGUUGGAUUUUCACUGAUGGAUCUAAAACUACCGAUUUGAAACAUCACGUCAAUCAAUUCAUUAAGCCUCUCGAAUGCGAUAACUUAGCCCCAGACACGCAGGCAGGCAGAUCAAUUAAUGCAACUGAAGAUCCAAACUUGGUCAGAGAUGACGGCAACAUUCAGGCGUUGAAGCUCAGAGUGGAUUACAUUUCAGAGUUGGAGAAGAACCUGCCAAUAUUGAUAACUGUUGUUAUGACACUACUGCUUGCAAACAUCAUUCUACUUUACAAAAUCGUAGCAAUAAUUUUUGACCCAAUAUACAGUAAACAACAAUCGAAGUUUGAUACUGAUAUUGAAUACAUCAGAAAUGGGUUUGGGCUACACUGGCUUCGUAUGUCAGAAAGGAUGUUCUACAUGCAAUAA
Molecule: messenger RNA, 954 nt
Organism: Helobdella robusta
Lineage: Eukaryota; Metazoa; Annelida; Clitellata; Rhynchobdellida; Glossiphoniidae
Exons: 8
Coding region: 1-954 (317 amino acids)
Source: RefSeq, a predicted model, not a curated record